Emericellopsis atlantica is the source of this 327-nucleotide messenger RNA. RefSeq lists its product as uncharacterized. Lineage: Eukaryota; Fungi; Ascomycota; Sordariomycetes; Hypocreales; Bionectriaceae. The coding region runs from base 1 to 327 and encodes 108 amino acids. The record is from RefSeq and is a predicted model, not a curated record. The transcript is spliced from 2 exons.
AUGUUCGCCACGCACCGUCUUCUCCAACCGUUUGCAACACGCAUAACGCUGUUCACGCGGCCCGGCUGCGGUCUCUGCGAGCAAGGCAAGGCAAACCUCUCGCAGGUUUGGGACAAACGCCCCUUUGCAUAUGCGGAAGAGAAUGUCGAUGCGCAAGAGUCAAAAUGGAGGGAUCUUUAUGAUUUUGACGUGCCUGUUAUUCACAUCAGCAGAUCUGAGGCCCCCCCUGAAGACGUAUCUACAGCUUCCAAGGCCAUCAAGCUCAUGCAUCGCUUCACACCCGCCGAGGUGGAGGCCAAGAUGGACGUAGCCGAACAGAAACAUUAG